This is a messenger RNA of Leguminivora glycinivorella, 1557 nucleotides long. It is a transcript of the gene RIOK2, whose product is annotated as serine/threonine-protein kinase RIO2. Gene Ontology annotation, cellular component: nucleus; preribosome, small subunit precursor; cytosol. Lineage: Eukaryota; Metazoa; Arthropoda; Insecta; Lepidoptera; Tortricidae. Gene Ontology annotation, biological process: maturation of SSU-rRNA; protein phosphorylation. Gene Ontology annotation, molecular function: protein serine/threonine kinase activity; ATP binding. The record is from RefSeq and is a predicted model, not a curated record.
GUUUUUCAGUUCAAAAUGGGGAAACUAGACGUAGCAAUUUUACGUUAUCUGAGGGAGGACUUCCGCGUAUUAACUGCGGUGGAAAUGGGUAUGAAGAACCACGAGCUGGUGCCAGGUUCGCUUGUGGCGUCCAUUGCGAAUCUCCGUCACGGCGGAGUCCACAAACUAAUGAAGGAGUUGUGUAAACAUAGGCUGCUGACGUACGAGCGAGGAAAACACUAUGAUGGUUACCGCCUCACCAAUGCCGGCUACGACUACCUCGCACUCAAGGCACUGACAAACAGGAAGGUGAUUGCCUCGUUUGGCAACCAGAUAGGCGUGGGCAAAGAGUCCAACAUUUACACUGUGGCUGAUGAAGAUCAUAAUCCUCUGUGCUUGAAAUUGCAUAGACUGGGCCGCACAUGCUUCCGCAACGUCAAAGACAAGCGUGACUACCACGCGCAUCGCCACCGCGCCUCCUGGCUGUAUUUAUCGCGCAUCUCUGCCACCAAGGAAUUCGCGUACAUGAAAGCGCUGUACGAGCGCGGGUUCCCCGUGCCCCGUCCUGUGGACUUCAACCGACACUGUGUCGUCAUGGACCUCGUGCGAGGAGGACCUCUCACGCAAGUCCGCUCCGUGCCCGACGUCCCAGCCCUCUACGACGAGUUGAUGUCCCUUAUCGUGCGCCUGGGCAACUGCGGAGUCAUCCACGGAGACUUCAACGAGUUCAACCUCAUGAUCGACGAGGAAGGGAAACCGAUCAUCAUUGAUUUCCCACAGAUGGUGUCUACUGAGCAUUUUAAUGCUGAACUCUACUUCGACCGCGACGUCCGCUGCGUUCGAGACUUCUUUAAAAAGCGUUUUGGCUACGAGAGCAGCCUGUAUCCUCGAUUCAGUGACCUGGAGCGAGAGCACGACCUGGACAAGGAGGUGGCGUGCUCCGGCUUCAAGCGCGCUAAGGAUGUCGACGAUGAGCUGUUGGAGGAGCUAGGCAUUGGUCUGCAAGUGAGCGACGACGAAGAUUCUGAAGAAGACGCACAGGACAUAAAAGACUCGGAUGGCACAAAAGACACCGCACAUGACAACAAGAAAUACACAGAAGAAGAACUAGCCGCGCUUAGGAAACAGGUCGAUGAUUCCAUCCAAAACGACGAAAAAUCUAUACAACACCUCACCCACAAAACAGUAUCCGUAGAAAUCCAAGAUGAGCCUCCACAACUGAUCUCAGUCCCAGACCACAAGCUCACUGAAGAGAAUCACACAGAAGAAGAAGAUAAGAUCACAGAACUUGAUAGGAACUCCCAGAAGUAUCGCCUAGCUAUGGUGGAAAAGGCGUUGUCGGAUGUUAGGUCUAUGAGGUCGUAUACGUCGGCUAGCACGAUAGCGCCAGAGGUGGUGAAACAACAGGUAAAGAAGCAUCUAGAAAGCAGACAGAAGAGGAUGGACAGGAAGAAAGUCAUAGCCAAGGGCGAGGCGAGCGCGGUCACACGCCAGAGACGCGAGAACAGGGAGACGGUCAGGGACAGCCACGGCAUCUGGGGCUGGGCGGAGUAACCGUUAAUAUAUCUAUGUUGUGUA